Nerophis lumbriciformis (worm pipefish) is the source of this 2325-nucleotide messenger RNA. The record is from RefSeq and is a predicted model, not a curated record. Lineage: Eukaryota; Metazoa; Chordata; Actinopteri; Syngnathiformes; Syngnathidae.
AUGACUGACUUGUGCUCUGAGAGCACCGAGGAAGAGCAACUCCAAGUUCAGGUGGGGCCACAGGAACAAAGAAGGCAGAGAGUGCCGAUCAUUCAGCUCAUACCACGGUCAAAGAUGGCAUCGCCGGGUGGAUCUCCAAAGAAUUCCCCAAGUGGAUCCCCUCGCAAUUCUCCUUUGCUCUUCAGGAAGAUGAUGAUGAACCGGAGCAUCAAUCUCCAGAAGCGCCGUUUCACCUUGGCCCACACGCCCAGCUUUGAUGUGGAGAACGGAUUGUCGGUGGGGCGUAGUCCUCUUGAUGCUCAAACCAGCCCGAGUUCUGGUGGUCUGGUCCUGCAGGCCAACUUUCCACACAGCCAGCGGAGGGAAUCUUUCCUCUACCGCUCCGACUCGGACUUUGACCUGUCACCUAAAGGUCCUACGAAAAAUGCCUCCACUGCAAGUGACCUGGAAGAAAGCUUGAAGCACUGGGAGGUCAACUGGUUGUCAACUCGACACACAGAAGACAUGAUUGUCACACCAUUUGCACAGGUCCUCGCCAGCCUGAGGACUGUCCGGACUAACUUUGCUGUCAUAACUGGGCAGCAAGAUCGGCCCGCGAGCAAGACCCGAUCAUCUGGCAGCAACCCGCCGUCCAUGUGCAAUGCCAGUCUGGCAGAGGAACCGCACCAGCAACUAGCCAUAGAGACUCUGGAUGAGCUGGACUGGUGUCUGGAACAACUGGAGACCCUGAAAACGCGGCAUUCUGUCAGCGAGAUGGCCUCCAACAAGUUCAAGAGGAUGCUGAACCGAGAACUCACCCAGCUGUCGGAGACCAGCCGCUCAGGGAACCAGGUCUCGGAGUUCAUCUCCAGCACCUUCCUUGAGAAGCAACAUGACAUGGACAUCAUGGCUCCCCCCACCAAAGAGGAGAAGAAGAAGCGACCCAUGUCCCAGAUCAGCGGUGUGAAGAAGCCAACUCACAGCCCCAGCCUGGCGCCCUCCACCAUCCCUCGUUUUGGGGUCAGCGGCACCCAAGAGAGUCUUCUAGCCAAGGAAUUGGAGGACAUUAAUAGAUGGGGAGUUGACGUGUUUAAGGUCGCCGAGUACUCUGGAAAUCGUCCACUCACGGUCACCAUGUACACCAUUUUCCAGGAGCGCGACCUGCUCAAGUCUUUCAAGAUUCCAGUAGACACUUUCAUCACCUUCAUGAUGACUUUGGAAGAUCACUACCACGCCGACGUGGCGUACCAUAACAACAUCCACGCCGCCGACGUCGUCCAGUCCACCCAUGUGCUGCUUUCGACUCCUGCACUGGAGGCCGUCUUUACCGAUCUGGAGAUCCUCGCCGCUCUCUUUGCAAGCGCUAUCCAUGAUGUGGAUCACCCUGGUGUUUCCAAUCAAUUUCUCAUCAACACCAAUUCUGAGCUGGCAUUGAUGUACAACGACUCAUCCGUGUUGGAGAAUCACCACCUGGCUGUUGGCUUUAAACUUCUACAAGAGGACAACUGUGACAUUUUCCAAAACCUCAGCAAAAAACAGAGGCACUCGCUGCGCAAGUUGGUCAUUGACAUGGUGCUCGCCACUGAUAUGUCCAAACACAUGAACCUACUGGCAGACCUAAAAACAAUGGUGGAGACCAAGAAGGUCACCAGUUUAGGAGUUCUGCUUUUGGAUAAUUACUCUGACCGCAUUCAGGUCCUUCAGAACAUGGUGCACUGCGCGGACUUGAGUAACCCCACCAAACCACUAGAGUUGUACCGGCAGUGGACUGAUCGGAUCAUGGUGGAGUUCUUCACUCAAGGGGACAGGGAGCGGGACAAGGGCAUGGAGAUCAGCCCGAUGUGCGACAAACACAAUGCCUCCAUUGAGAAGAACCAGGUGGGUUUUAUUGAUUACAUCGUUCAUCCUCUCUGGGAGACGUGGGCCGACCUCGUUCACCCCGAUGCGCAAGAAAUCCUUGACACCUUGGAGGAUAACAGAGAGUGGUACCAGAGCAUGAUCCCCCGAAGUCCUUCACCCAAUCCCGAAGGCUCAGGACUAGAGGACGACGGCGGGGAAGCUUCGGGUUUUAAUACAGGCACGGCGUCGGCUGACAAAUUCCAGUUCGAGCUAACCUUGGAGGAGGAAGGCGAAUCUGAUGCGGAGAGCCUGCCUGAGGAGGAAGAGGACAGACGAGGGACUGAAGCUUCCAAAACUGAUCCUGGCAAAGGAUUAGGUGCCAUAUCUGCUCACUUACUCCCUAAAACCACCUCUGUUGAGGCAACAAGGACGUUUUCCGCAGACUCCGAUAAAACGGCACCAGAAAGAGCCACAGAAACGAGUUCGGAUCUUAGACUGGACACAUAG